GAGGCGAACACCUGACGCACUGCCAACUUGACGCACACCCUGUCUACCUGCCUCCACCGUAAACAGCGCUAGGAGCUGAAUCUUUUUGCUUCAAUUGCACUUUUAAGUGGCACCAGUUUACUCUCAUAUUUCUAAUAAUGAGAUUACGAAAAGGAAUUAUUUCAUAACAUUUUGAAGCUUGUAGUUGAUAUUGUGAGGACUGGUGAAUCAAGGGAUGAAGUUACCUGUCUGGGACCAGAGCCAGUGGGAGGCAGCCUGGUUGGUGUUAUGGGGAUUUGCAGCGUGUGUGAGGGGUGGGUUUGUGGAGCCUCCUCCAUCCUUUGCCCUGCGGUCCAUGACGGAGGAUGAGACACGGCUGCCCUGUCAGUUCCAGGUUCAGGAGGACGAGCAGGUAGUUCAGGUCAGCUGGAUCAAGGAGCUACCUGAUGGCACCAAGGAACAUAUCAUCACCGCCCACCGCACAGAGGGACACACAGAGUUUGGGCGGUACUCUGGGAGAGUGAGGUUUGAGAGCAGUCGCUCCAUGGUGAACUCUGCUCUGCUCAUCCUGACCACGGAGGAGUCUGAUGAGGGGAAAUACAUCUGUCACAUCAGCACAUUCCCCUAUGGGAACUUUGAGAGGAAGCUGUCACUCACUGUGUGGACCUUCCCCAUCUCCUCUCUGGACCCGGUGGUUCUGGAGGAGGGCCAGUCCUUCCACGUGGCUGCCUCCUGCCGCUCCGUGGCCCGCCCUCCACCCCGCCUGACCUGGGACACGGACCUUCCUGGCCAGGCCCAGAACCGCAGCUCCGAGGGCGGGGCCGUGUCCACCCACUUCUCCCUGCACCCCCUGAGGAGCAUGAAUGGCAUGCGGUUGGACUGCCUGGUCUGGCACCCUGCUCUGGAACAACCCCGCAGGAUCAGCAACCGCCUGGUGGUGCAAUUUCCCCCAGAUGCAUCUGUCACCGGUUUUGAUGGCAACUGGUACAUGGGACUGAAGGAAGCUGAACUCCGUUGUGAGUCUGGAGGAAACCCCAAACCAAAAAACUUCACCUGGACCAGGGAUGGUAAGGCUCUGCCAGAUGGCCUGACUGUGGAUGGAGCAAGGCUUCUGUUUGGCCGAGCCCUGAGACUGAAUGACACUGGAGUUUAUGAAUGUGUGGUGAACAACGGCGUUGGGACAAGGAAAGUAAAAUGUAACAUCACAGUUACAGAGACAUCUCGGAGUGUGCAGGAAGUGAUCUUUGACACUCUAGUGAUGAUCAUUAUAGCUGUGGCUGCUGGGGUGUUGGUCAUCGUCAUGAUCAUCGUCAUCAUUUUAGUCAACCGAUACCACAGACGCAAAAACAGCAAAUUAGAGAUGGAGCUUAGUAAAAGGAUGUUAGAAAUCAACACUCUCUCCAGACAGGCCUCCUCCAGGAGACUCAACUCUGUCAGCACAGACCCCAGAGGACAGAAUGAAGACUGUACACAACUCAGACUAGACAGUAGAAUGAAAAAAAGCCUAAUGUCCCUUGAGGACCAUCCCAUCUACAAAGGCAGUCAAUCCACCCUCGGUGGGAAGUGGGGGACGGUUCGAGAGGAUGAUUUGGACUACAUAGGCCGCCCCGUCCUGUACCAAUCUAGCUGGCGCGAGUGCAGAGAGAGUACGAGGGGGGCUGAGAUGAAGGGAGAAAGGGAAGAGCGCAGACGAAGGGUGGAGUCGUACCUAAAGAGCAGCAAUAUGUCCCUGGACUCUGGCCUUCCUUCCUCCCUUGUCCCCAUGAAGCCCCAGGAUCAUGAUGGCAGUGUGGGGCCCACAGACAUCCCCCCAAUGCUCAGCGACCUAGGUGGCCAGAGGGAAGGCAUGACGGAAGGGGAAGACUGGAGCGACAGACAGGACGUGCUGGAGGUUGACGAGGCUGACUGUGACAACAGUUCAUACCAGAUCUCAGAGGCACUCUCCAACCACUUCCACUACAGUAACGGGUUCCUGCGGCCCAAACCACACUCCAACGCCAUCCUCCUACACCCCAGAGGACAGAACAUAUAGACAGGGGUGAAAGGAGUUUGUUGAAAAGGGAACUGCCCUCUGCUCCACCCUAACCCAAUGGUCAUGGAGGCCUGUUAUAUUGCAGCAUCGCUUUGUCAACUGUAAACCUAGUCUUGUCUAAGCACUUAUCAGUUGUGCUUGUGAUGUCAUUUUAGCUAACCUUAUAGUUCUGAUAUACUAAAUAUACCCUACCCUUGUGCGUUAAUGUUAUUUUCAUGUUUCUUUCUAUUUAAAAAAAUCAAAAGGGCUGUUUGAGAGAAUUCUCAUGUUUAUUCAUAAAAAUGUAUGCACUGGUAAAAGCAUGUCCACUGUCGUUUUUCUCUCCAGAUGUGUUAGUCUCUGGCAGUUUUAAAAAGACGAUGGAGAUCUGGCUCUAGAUAUCGUUGUUCCUUUUAAAAGGUUACAAGCAGGAGGCUGUGAUACCUCCCUACAGUAUAUUAGCACCACUAGUGUAACAGUUGUGGUAGGGGAUCACUGCUCUCACUUUACAAAAUAUAAAGACAAAAGUAACACUGCUGCUUUCUGCACGUGUCUUGACUGUCUUCUCAUAAACUCUGUUCACAGUCAUUGGAAAAUGUUUGUCAAUAGCUAGGUUUCCAUCCAAUUGGCGACAGAUUUUCAUGUGAAUAUUCUUGAAUCCGAAUAAAAUAUUUGCAUUUCCAACGUGUCUACCCCAAACUGACUUGUUUUCAUGUACCAAAUAAAAAUCUAAAGUUCAA
Molecule: messenger RNA, 2730 nt
Organism: Salvelinus sp. IW2-2015
Lineage: Eukaryota; Metazoa; Chordata; Actinopteri; Salmoniformes; Salmonidae
Product: nectin-4
Exons: 11
Coding region: 215-2011 (598 amino acids)
Biological process (GO): heterophilic cell-cell adhesion; homophilic cell-cell adhesion
Cellular component (GO): adherens junction
Source: RefSeq, a predicted model, not a curated record